CCUUGCACAGAGCUCCAGAAAACUGUGAAAGAGCCUUCAGCAUAAACAAAUCCAGAACUCUCCCAGGACAAGUCAUUUUCCAACGGAAGGAGAGGCCUGGGGUUUAUGGUUUCGCUCAGAGCUAGAGGUGGAAACUUUCGGGGAGAACAAGACAGCCCAGGCAUCAGUGGAUGUCACCACAGCACAGCAAGACAGCCUGAUGAGCAGGCACAGAUGUGCUGGGUCUCACAGCUGCACAGCUCAGGCCUCCAGGACAAGCUGCUGACAAAGACUCAACACCUGUCCCCUCUCUGCCUUAGGAUGGAUGAGGAGUCAUCAGAUGGGCUGCUCUUCAAAGACCACAACUUCUGCUCCGACCUGUUGAGGCAGCUCAAUGGCUUAAGACAAAGCAGGAUCCUGACCGAUGUGUGUGUGUGUGCAGGCAGCUGGGAGGUUCCCUGCCAUCGCAACGUGCUAGCCUCCAGCAGCCCCUACUUCCGGGCCAUGUUCUGCAGCAACUUCCGGGAGAGUGGUGAGGCCAAGGUGCAGCUGAAAGGCAUUACCUCGCUGGCCCUAGAACAGGUGGUAGCCUACGUGUACACCGGGGAGGCACACAUCGCAGCUGGGAACGUCCUCCCCCUGAUGGAGGCAGCCUCCAUGCUGCAGUACCCCAGGCUCUUCGAGGCCUGCUCCUCAUACCUUCAGGACCAGCUGGCCCCCAGCAACUGCCUGGCCAUGAUCAGACUCUCAGAAGUGCUAAGCUGUGAGAGCCUCAAGAGGAAAGCCAGGGAGGUGGCCCUGACCUGCUUCCCAGAGGUGGCCGCAUCAGCUGACCUGAAGGAGCUGUGUGUUCUGGAGCUGAGAGACUACUUGGGAGAUGAUGGCCUCUGUGGGGAGGAGGAGAAGGUCUUUGAGGCCCUCAUGGCUUGGGUCCGACAUGACCUCCAGGCCCGGAAGUGCUACCUGAAGGACCUAUUGCAGCAGGUCCGGCUUCAGUACAUCCACCCAGCCUUCUUCCAUCACUUCAUGGCCGGCGACACCCUCCUUCAGUCCUCACCCGCAUGCCAGGCCUUCCUGGAGGCAGCCAGGAGGCAGGUUUUCUCUGUGUGUGGCGCCAGUGCCCCAGACUGCAGACCCUUGUGGCACGUCCCUCCAAGGAGCUCUUACCAAGACUUCCUCAUCCUCGUGGGUGGGAGGAAGGACAGUCAGCAGACCACCAGGGAUGUGCUGCUCUAUAGUACCCAGACGGGUGAAUGGCAGAGCCUGGCACAGCUCCCCGCCCGGCUGUACAAGGCCUCAGCAGUGACCCUGCACCGCAGCAUCUAUGUGUUGGGCGGCAUGUCUGUCGGCACAGGCCGGUGUCCGGUCAGUCACAGUGUCUACAUCUUCUCCAUGAAGCUCAGCGAGUGGCGCGUGGGAGAGCCCAUGCUGGCAGCCCGGUACUCCCACAGGAGCACCACCCACAAGAACUUUAUCUUCGCCAUCGGGGGCCUAGGGGCCGGACAGGAGCUCCUGGGCUCCAUGGAGAGGUAUGACAGUGUCCACAACAUCUGGGAGAGUAUGGCCAGCAUGCCCGUUGGGGUUCUGCACCCUGCAGUCGCCGUGAAGGACCAAAGGCUCUACCUUUUUGGGGGAGAGGACAUCAUGCAGAACCCCGUGCGCCUUAUCCAGGUUUACCACAUCUCCAGAAACACGUGGUUCCAGAUGGAGACAAGGAUGGUCAAGAAUGUGUGUGGCCCCGCGGUCCUGCUCGGGGAGUGGAUUGUCGUUGUGGGAGGUUACACACGCAGGAUCCUUGCUUAUGACCCUCAGUCCAACAAAUUUGUCAAAUGUGCGGACAUGAAAGACCGGAGGAUGCACCACGGGGCCACGGUGAUAGGGAACAAGCUGUAUGUGACGGGCGGGCGACGACUGACCGCGGACUGUAGCAUCGAGGACUCAGCCUCCUUUGACUGCUAUGACCCCGAGACGGACACCUGGAUGCCACAGGGCCAGCUGCCUCACACCCUCUUUGACCACGCCUGCCUGACUCUCCAGUGUGUACCCUCCAUGUCCGCCCACUCGUGAGGGCCACAAGACUCGUCUCAGUCCGAGUGCUUCCUGUGGCGACCACAGAAACUCGGCUCCAGAGAAGAGGCAGGGAUGCUCGCAGGCUGGAGGUGCCAGGGAUCCUGCGGCCCUGACUCUCCCCCAUCCUCCCCUCUCCCUACCUCAUCUCCAGCAGGCUUCAUCCUGCCGCGGAGCUCCUUUACCUGUAGCAUGU
Molecule: messenger RNA, 2242 nt
Organism: Fukomys damarensis (Damara mole-rat)
Lineage: Eukaryota; Metazoa; Chordata; Mammalia; Rodentia; Bathyergidae
Gene: Klhl38
Product: kelch like family member 38
Exons: 4
Coding region: 106-2046 (646 amino acids)
Molecular function (GO): protein binding
Source: RefSeq, a predicted model, not a curated record